AUGUUGUGUGUGUACUGUGGGAGACCAAAUAUAGUGAAUGCAGGGUCCAGGGAAAUAUAGUGAAUGCAGGGUCCGGGGAGACCAAAUAUAGUGAAUGCAGGGUCCAGGGAGACCAGAUAUAGUGAAUGCAGGGUCCUAGGAGACCAGAUAUAGUGAAUGCAGGGUCCCGGGAGGCCAGAUAUAGUGAAUGCAGGGUCCGGUGAGACCAGAUAUAGUGAAUGCAGGGUCCAGGGGGGGAGCAGAUAUAGUGAAUGCAGGGUCCUGGGUUUAGUAACAGUUUAAACACACUUUAAAGGAAACCUCU
This is a messenger RNA of Staurois parvus, 304 nucleotides long. Lineage: Eukaryota; Metazoa; Chordata; Amphibia; Anura; Ranidae. The record is from the annotation of a GenBank genome assembly.